AACAUUUACCAAUUUACUGGAAACAGUGCUUAUGCCUGGAACCUUCGCCGCACCUGCUAUAUAGGUUACGUUUUGCCUUCACCUUUCCUCACAAAUGAAACUUUUCUUCGGCUCGCUCUUUUUCGUUUGCCCGAGAAGCUUUGUGUGUUUUUUUUAACACUAAGCUAAAUAAGUAUCUAUAUUCGCUUGCCAUGGAUCAACCACCAUCGUAUCAGCCAGAGUUUGUCCCAAUGAACGGAAAUAAGUACAUGCGUCUUGAAGACCCUCACGGAGCGCCCAAGUUCCAACAUACCUUCGUAUUGGGACAGCCCCAGCCCGUUGUGCCUCAGCCCAGAGAUCACAUUAUCUGGUCACUUUGCAGCCUCGUGUACGGCAACCCAUUAUGUCUCGGAAUGUUAGCGGUGUAUUUCUCCAUAAAGUCCAGGGAUAGGAAGAUGGUUGGAGACUUGGAGGGAGCAAGAAAACACGGGAAGACUGCACGCUGCUUUAAUGUUGUGACCCUGACCCUGGUCAUCCUCGGGCUGCUCUUCCUCUUUAUCAUCUAUGGUUUCUUCAUCUACAAAAUCUCACACUUGUAGUGUAGUUCCAGUCUUUGCUUUUGUCAAAAGUGUCUUUCCAGAUGUUUACACACCUCUCUAGGAUUGUGUCCUAAUACAUUUCUCUUACACACACACACACACACCACAGAAUUUCCUUCAGCACUGUGUACCAGAAGUUAUUUGCACUUCUUUAGUUUAGUGUUUUAGAGAUGCAAGAUGAUUCUGUUGAAGUUACAUUCAAAUGUUAUUUUCAUCAAUAAAUAUACGUUUUGGAAAUGCA
This is a messenger RNA of Oncorhynchus tshawytscha (Chinook salmon), 819 nucleotides long. Its product is annotated as dispanin subfamily A member 2b. NCBI's taxonomy places the organism in Eukaryota, Metazoa, Chordata, Actinopteri, Salmoniformes, Salmonidae. The transcript has 2 exons. The coding region runs from base 192 to 578 and encodes 128 amino acids. The record is from RefSeq and is a predicted model, not a curated record. Gene Ontology annotation, cellular component: plasma membrane.